This is a messenger RNA of Micropterus salmoides (largemouth bass), 2042 nucleotides long. It is a transcript of the gene bnipl, whose product is annotated as BCL2 interacting protein like. The record is from RefSeq and is a predicted model, not a curated record. Gene Ontology annotation, biological process: apoptotic process. The transcript has 10 exons. Lineage: Eukaryota; Metazoa; Chordata; Actinopteri; Centrarchiformes; Centrarchidae. Bases 293 to 1378 code for a protein of 361 amino acids. Gene Ontology annotation, cellular component: cytoplasm.
UUAAAUAGCCUCAGCAGCCGAGUGGUUAAUAUUAAUGAAGUCGGAGUGAAGCUGACCUGCCGCCUCACCUGGCUGCACAGAGCAGGUGAGCUUCAACCAAUCAGACGGCGGCUGUGCUGUGAAAUGCAGCCAAACCUGUCGGGCAGAGAGAGAGAGGGCGAGCGAGGGAGAGUCCCAUUGAGUCAGAGUGGGAACUUCCACAGAGAGAGAGAGAGUCUGGAGGAAGACAGUCUCUGAGACGUCCAGCUGCUCACAUGCUGGUCAGAACACGCCGUGACAUCACUGUGACAUCAUGAGCAUCCCCACCAGGCACGCGGACAGGUACGCCGAGGACAGGGUUCCCGUAGGGGCCUGGGGCCCCCCCAACAUCCAGGACAUGGAGCUGAGGGAGGAGUGGCAGGACGACGGCUUCCCCAGGCCUCUCCCAGAGGAUUGUGGGAGUCCAGAGGAGGUGGAGAGUCCGUCAGGCGGUGAGCAGCGACCAGCACCGCCUAACAGCCUCGCCCUAUCAGGAACUGUUGGUGGCGGAGCUAAGAAGCGUCUGGCGGCACCGUCACUCAGCCUCACUUUGAGCCACAAAGAUUCUAUGGACCCGAGCAGUGAUGGGUUCUCUGCAGCAGCGCUGUCUGCAACACCGGACGAGACGCCUUCACUCGACAUAAACCUGGAGGCUUUGGAGACCCCUUCAGGUAGCGAGUCGGGAACGCUGCCAGAUGGCAUCUACGAGCUGGAGUGGGAAGAUGACCUACCCCAGAUGGGGAGGGGCAGGGCUGCAAGCGUGACCAGGAGCACGAUGGAGUCAGAGGGUCUGAUGGAGCUGGACCAGGUGGACAGCAGGGGGCGCCGCUGGAGGAAGUUCAGCAUCGGUGGACAUGAAUAUCACGUCAACAUGAGUGUGCUGGAGCCGUACCUUCAGGUCCUGUCACACGGAGGUUACUAUGGAGACGAGAUGAACGCCAUCAUCCUGUUCACCUCCUGCUACCUGCCGGAGAACACGGUGGAGGACUAUGAGUACGUCAUGGACAACCUGUUCAGGUAUAUUGUGGGCACGUUGGACCUGAUGGUUUCAGAGAAGUACAUCCUGGUCUACCUGUGUGCCAUGGCUCCCAGAAACAAGCUGCCGGCCAUCAAAUGGCUCCACCAGUGCUACACCUCCAUCGACCGCAGGCUGAAGAAGGACCUGAGGGGGCUGCUGGUCGUCCAUCCCGCCUGGUACAUCAGAGCUCUCAUCACUGUGGUCAAACCCUUCAUCAGCGAGAAGUUCAGCAGGAAGAUUCGGUUCAUCCAGACUCUGCAGCAGCUGUCCGAGAUCAUCCCCACAGAACGUCUGCAGAUCCCCGAUGCAAUACGACAGUUUGAUGAGAAGCUGAACAGAUGACGAUCACAGACUGGAUCGAUCCUAAAGGUCAGAGGUCAUCAGACUGAGCGCCUCCUGCUGAUGACCUUUGACCUCCUGCCUUUACAAAGACUCUGGGUUUAUUUAUACUGUCUGUCUUUAAUCAGGGCGGGGCCGUCUGGUUCUCCUGCAGCUUCGGACUCAUUUCAGCUCUGAACCUUUAAGCCGCCAUGUUCUAUCCUAAAUCGUCAAACUGGGCACAGGUCGGUGGUGUAACUGUGACUCCACCCCCCACCGUGUGUCAGGUAGAUGGAGCUCAACAGCUCAUUUUAAACUCUGCAGGAACCAACCCGUCUUAAAAAGGAACGUGUUGCAGGUGUGUUGAUGAUGUCGCCUGUAGAACGACCUCCGUCUGUCAGCUGCAGCAGGGAGAACAGAUGUUUCUGUAUCAGCACCUGCUGCACUAACGUACCUGUAAUAAAAGUAUCGAUCAAACCUUUUUACCAGAUCACCCCUGUUCUUCACAGCUUCAGUAUCUUACUACAGAAACGGUCCUGACAGAGGAACGAAUGUUCCUGUUGCUCUGCAGAGACGCUGUGAACGCUCAAAGACUCAAAUCCUUUUAAAACACGACCAACAGAGCCACUGAUCAAUCUGCAAGAUUUCUGUUCAUUAAUAAAACAGAAUCAGCGUUCAUUUAAACGCC